This is a messenger RNA of Microthlaspi erraticum, 1098 nucleotides long. Lineage: Eukaryota; Viridiplantae; Streptophyta; Magnoliopsida; Brassicales; Brassicaceae. The record is from the annotation of a GenBank genome assembly.
AUGAUCUCCGAAGAGAAGAUGAAGACUUCUCACUCAUUGUCGUUCUCAUCACUCCCUGAAGAAAUCGCAGAGAACUGCCUUGCACGUAUCUCAAAAUAUAACUACCCUUUACUCUCGCUCGUCUCCAAGAGUUUCCACUCUUUGCUCUCUUCUCCCAAACUCUUCACGACUCGAUCUCACAUCGGAACCACAGAGACAUGCCUCUAUAUCUGCAUAAACAUGCCUAAUAACUCAUCUCCGCAGUGGUUUACUCUCUGGAUGAAACAUGAAGAAACCCUAACUAACAAAGAUGAUACUUUAAAAGACUUUUCCUUGAUUCCGCUACACUUUUUACCCCCUUCUCCAUUCGUACCACCACAUGAUUCCACCGUAGUCUUUGGUUCUGAAAUCUACGUAAUCGGUGGACUCACUGCUCCGUCUUCCUCUGUUCGGAUCCUUGAUUGUCGGAGUCACACGUGGCGUGACGCCCCUAGCAUGACGGUAGCUCGCCAGAACGCAAGAGCGGUUCUCCUCGAAAACGAAAUAUAUGUCAUGGGAGGUUGCGAAACUAACCGAUCUGACAAUACGUUCGAGGUUUUCGACAUAAAGACUCAGACUUGGAGCGUCUUGCCAAGUCCUAUCCUUGAUCAUAAUGAGCUUCAGAGGCAUAUUGCGGUAAAUGCUGUCCAAGGAAAGAUUUUCGUAGUGGUUGAGAAAACGGAAUACACUUACGAGCCGAAAAGUGGUACGUGGGAAGUGGUAGGAGAGGAAUCAUGUCAAAUCCAUGUUAUUUGUGUGAUAGAGAAUGUAAUGUACGGUUACCCUUACAUGGGGGAUUUAAUGUGGUAUGACUAUGAAGGUAGAAAGUGGAAAAAGAUCAAGGGUCUGGAAAAAUUGAGGGAGUAUCUUAAAAGUGGUUGGAGUAUGCCUAAAAUAGUUAACUAUGGUGGGAAAAUUGUAGUUAUGUGGUGGCGUAUGACUGAAAUUUGGUGCGUUCAGAUUGCGUUAGAGAAGCACGUCGGAGGUGAGAUUGGGGGUAAGAUCGAGUGGCUUAAUGCUGUAAUCAAGGUCCCCGGGUUGCAUUGCUGCUUGAAUUGUGUUGCAUCUGUUUCGAUUUGA